UAUACAUAAUUCAAUUUUUUAUUAAUCACGUUUUCAGGGUUAGGAAGGUGUCGUACGUGUAAACAGCUGAUGAGAAAUAGGAAAAAAACUAGAGAAGAAAGUAAAUAAUAUCUUGAAGAAAUGUCAGGGAAGGAAGAAGAAGAAGAAAAUAACAUUCUCUAUGAACUAUUAAUAUAUGGAGAAUGGCAACAGGAACCGGAAAUUGUCACUAAACAAGAUAAACAAGAUGAAAGAAAAAACAUAGUUUGGAAUUGGUUUGGUUCAUUUGUUCCACCAUGCAAUUCAAAACCAUUUAUACAAAGGUUAAUAAAUCAGCAAAUGAUAUGGCAGUUUGCAGUUGGAGGAAAUGGCCAAGUAAUUGCUGUUUUACAAGAUCAAAGUAUUGAAAUAAGAUCUUCAAGAGAUGAUUAUCAUUCAGUGAUUGGAAGGUGUCAAAUUCCAAAAGAUCCCUUUCCUCAGUGGAGAAAAAUUGUAUGGUCAUCAGAUUGUAGCAUGUUAGCUGUGAGCUUUAGUAAUGGCAGUAUUGAAUUUUUUGAUCUUUUAGGAAGCAAUCUCUUUAGCAUUCAUCAGGCCAAAGCAAAAGUAACUUCUAAUAAUGGUUGCCAAGACUCAAGUAGAGCAAUUGCUGCAAUGAUUUUUACUGAAGCAAGAAUUCAAAGCACUCAAUGGUCAUCAGAAUUUCUAUUUGUUACUUAUAAAGGAGUAUUAUAUAGUUAUUUUGUUAGUCCUACUGAAGGAUUUCAAGAAAAUCAUACUUUUUCUUUUGCUAAGCAUUAUCCAGAUGGUAUUACAAAUAUUGCAUAUCAUCCUGCUCAUCAUUUAUUGUUUGUCAGUGGUAUUCCCCAAAAUAUUUAUGGGUCUUUGGAAACUUCUAAAGCUCUUCAUAUGGGUAUAACUGCUUGGAGGUUUUUAUCUGAUUAUCCUCAUUAUAAACUUGUAACAUCUCUAGAAGAUGAACUUACUUUAAUGACUCUCUUACCAUUUACAGUUUUGGAGUUGAAUUCAAUAUUGCCACCAUUAAGAUGGCAGUUAUCUUCAAGAGAUGAUUAUCAUUCAGUGAUUGGAAGGUGUCAAAUUCCAAAAGAUCCCUUUCCUCAGUGGAGAAAAAUUGUAUGGUCAUCAGAUUGUAGCAUGUUAGCUGUGAGCUUUAGUAAUGGCAGUAUUGAAUUUUUUGAUCUUUUAGGAAGCAAUCUCUUUAGCAUUCAUCAGGUUUGGUCAUCAGAAUUUCUAUUUGUUACUUAUAAAGGAGUAUUAUAUAGUUAUUUUGUUAGUCCUACUGAAGGAUUUCAAGAAAAUCAUACUUUUUCUUUUGCUAAGCAUUAUCCAGAUGGUAUUACAAAUAUUGCAUAUCAUCCUGCUCAUCAUUUAUUGUUUGUCAGUGGUAUUCCCCAAAAUAUUUAUGGGUCUUUGGAAACUUCUAAAGCUCUUCAUAUGGGUAUAACUGCUUGGAGGUUUUUAUCUGAUUAUCCUCAUUAUAAACUUGUAACAUCUCUAGAAGAUGAACUUGAUUUAGCAAAAAGAGGAUGGCUGCAGAUGAUUUCUUUUUUAAAGAAAUAUAAAAAGAAAACAGAAGAUCUGGUAUUCAAGCUAAGUAUUUCUCCAAGUGGGAAUUUACUUGCUGCGGUUCAUACCUCUGGUGCACUUUCACUUUGGCAUAUUCCAUCAUUAAGACCGAAAUGUUUGUGGGAACUUUACAAUCAAGAAAGAUACAAUGAAGUCAAUCCACAAUACUGUGAACCAGGGAAAAGAAAGAAAAAUAUAUUCUUAAAUGAUCCUCUUCAUUAUCAUAUAUCAGAUAUUAAUUGGUGGUCAGAUUUGUCCAUUAUAAUAGCUCGUUACUCUGGAGCUGUUACUGUUUCAUCUACGUUAACUUUUAAAAAUCUUCUUGGAAGCUCACCAGAAUGGUUUGAAGUAGUGCCUCAAGUAUCUGCAUGCAAUGAUGGAGGUUUCCUAAUACUUGAAUGUGAAAGUAAUAUAUGUACAAAGAAAAGAUCAUUAGAAAGUCAUGAUGAUAUUACUGGAGAUGAAAGCAGUGAUGAAGAAGACAAUUCUUACAUAACCCAUACUUCUCAGAUUAUGAAAAGAGCUUUAUAUUAUGUGACAGAUAGUGAAAAAUUUCAACCACCAAGAAAAAGACCAAAGAUUCUUACAAGAACUUACAGAUUGUUGUGUUUAAAAUCUACUACACCAGAAGAACUCUAUUCCAGAAAAAUUGAUAAUGAAGAAUAUGGAGAAGCAUUAGCUCUAGCUAAGGCUUACAAUCUAGACUGUGAUUUAGUAUAUCAACGACAAUGGCGAAAAACUCCUGUGUCUGUAGCUUCUAUUCAGGAUUAUUUAAGUAAAAUCACUAAGAGAUCAUGGGUUCUUCAUGAAUGCUUAGAAAGAGUUCCUGAAAAUAUUGAUGCUGCUAAAGAAUUACUACUUUAUGGUCUUAGAGGAACAGAUUUAGAAACACUUAUAGCCAUUGGACAAGGAAAGGAUCAUGGCAGAUUCAUCUUAAAUCAACUGGAAUAUGAUUCAAAUGAUGAAUAUGUUACUGAUGAAGAGGAAAAAAAAGAAAAUUUAAAUGAAAAAGAAGCUAAUCGUAAAAAGUUACUUGAAAAAGUAAAUUUUAGAAGUUUGACUUUAGAACAAAAACAACUCUGUCAAUGUCGACUGAAACUUUUUACAUAUUUAGAUCGAUUGUUAACUUAUGAGGUUAUUCUGGGAGGAAUACAUACAGCUGCUGAAAAUUACAACCAUAAUUUUUUCAAAAAAUUUCGAUCUCAAGCAGGAUUUCAGGCAGCUCUUUUAUUUGCUCAAAAUAAUGCUUGGGAAGCUGUUUCUGCAAUGUUUACUCAUCAUGGAAAAGAAACAUUACCACAUCGAUUAGCAAUUUUAUCAAAUUUUCCUGAAACUACUUCACCAUUUGAAUAUGCAAGUCUUUUACCAGAAGCAGGAUAUGGUCCUGAUGAUCCUGAAGUUUAUCCAUGGGAGGAAAUAAAAUCUAGAGAAGAAGACUGGUGUGAAAUUCAUUUUUCAGACCAAAUAACAUCUCCAUCAUCAAAUGAAUUUGAAAUAGAAUAUUAUGAAGAACACAAAGAAUAUUUGAAAUACAGAACUAUUGAUUUAACAAAGGAAUUAUUAACUCAGUGGUAUUCCCAACGUGCUAGAGAAAUAGAGAAUUUAAGCUGUUGUGUAGAGAAUGCACUAGAAUUGAUUAAAUUAGGAAGAGAAAGAAAUGUUCAAAGUACAGAAUCAACAUUUAUAAAAGAUGUUAAACAAUGGCUGUUGCCAUUUCUUCAGUGUUGUAAUAAAUAUAGACCUGGAAGUCAUAAAGAAUUACUAAGAGAAUAUUUAGUGAAAUUAGCAACUGAAGAGCUUACAAAUUGCUUAAAGAUAUUUGAAAGUUCUCGUGUUGAUCAACCUGACCCCAUUAUAACAGAUAUUGCUGAAUUAAUGUCAUUGGCAUUAGACUGUGUUUAUGCAUGCAAGAGAGAAGAUCAGUUAUCUCAAGCUUUUGGAAUACUUGAAUGUUUACCUCAAAGAGGAUAUGGUGGUACCAGUUCUGAAAUUGAUAAAUUACACGAUCGUUUGGAUGAACUAGAAAAAUAUUUGAGUGUUGCAGAAUUAUUAGAACAACAUGGAGUUUCUACAACUCUCAGCUAUCUUUAUACUUGUAAUAAUAAUCCUGAAGAAGUGAAAAAGUUAUUAAUUAAAUUGACAAGAACUGCCAGCCGUCAAACACCAUCUCUUGGAGAAGCUGAAUGGAAGCAAUUAUUAAAUGAUAUAUUAGAUAUGCAACAAAAAAUUUAUAAGUGUAUUACCCCAGUUGAUUGUUAUGAAAUUUUUGUGGAAGCUUUACUUUGUUCUGGUAAACUAGAAACAAUUGGAUUGGCUGCAAGAAUGAUUGAAUGCAAUCUAUCCAACAUACCAACUUCACCUGUUGGUUUGAGCUAUCUUAUUCAUCAUAAGAAAUUGGAUUACUCUCGAGCUGUAAAACUAGUUCUUUCUGCUGCAAGAGAAUAUUUUAAUUCUUCUGAAACUCCUUCUGAUCCCUGCAUGAAUCUAGCUAGGGAAUGUCUUCAUCUGAUUGAAGAUACACCACCUGUUAUUGAAGAAGAACUUGAUUUAAUAUCAUCUCUACCAUUACUACAAGAAUUUUCUAUAAACAUAUUACCACUUAAAGUUAGGCUAUGCGAAAAUCGCUUGGAAUUCAUUAAACAAGCUCUGAAAGCAAAGCCAAAAGCAUACAAAAAUUCACAAAAGUUAUUACGACUGUCAUAUUUUCUUCGUGUCUGUGGUCAAGAUAAACAGCAGAGAGAAGGAAAAGUAUUAUCUUUAAUAGCUGAAGUUGCUUUUGAGGCAAAAGAUUACCAAGAUUGUUAUAAUAUUUGUCAGCAACUAAUGACUGGUGGUCAUGAAGAAGGUUGGUCAAUAUGUCAAAAAAUGGGAAGCUGUAAUGAAUUUAAAAAUAUUGAAGCAAAGUAUGUAACAUUAUCACAAUAUUUUUACACUAAGUUUUGGCUCUGUGGAGGACAUAUAGUUGGAGUAAUCACACAGAAGUUGAUUUUUGUGGAAGCUUUACUUUGUUCUGGUAAACUAGAAACAAUUGGAUUGGCUGCAAGAAUGAUUGAAUGCAAUCUAUCCAACAUACCAACUUCACCUGUUGGUUUGAGCUAUCUUAUUCAUCAUAAGAAAUUGGAUUACUCUCGAGCUGUAAAACUAGUUCUUUCUGCUGCAAGAGAAUAUUUUAAUUCUUCUGAAACUCCUUCUGAUCCCUGCAUGAAUCUAGCUAGGGAAUGUCUUCAUCUGAUUGAAGAUACACCACCUGUUAUUGAAGAAGAACUUGAUUUAAUAUCAUCUCUACCAUUACUACAAGAAUUUUCUAUAAACAUAUUACCACUUAAAGUUAGGCUAUGCGAAAAUCGCUUGGAAUUCAUUAAACAAGCUCUGAAAGCAAAGCCAAAAGCAUACAAAAAUUCACAAAAGUUAUUACGACUGUCAUAUUUUCUUCGUGUCUGUGGUCAAGAUAAACAGCAGAGAGAAGGAAAAGUAUUAUCUUUAAUAGCUGAAGUUGCUUUUGAGGCAAAAGAUUACCAAGAUUGUUAUAAUAUUUGUCAGCAACUAAUGACUGGUGGUCAUGAAGAAGGUUGGUCAAUAUGUCAAAAAAUGGGAAGCUGUAAUGAAUUUAAAAAUAUUGAAGCAAAAUGCAAAUUAUUGUCAUUUGCAAUUUCUCAUUGUUCACCUGAUUUAUUAGUGUCAUUGUUACAAAUAAGAGGGCAUCUAGAGCUUCAAGUUAUCUUGAGUGAAAUAAAAUUUAAUUUAGGAAUAGAAAAUGGAACAGAAAGUUGUGCAGUUACUUUUAGUAAAGAAGAAGAGAGAAAAAAAGUUUCUGAUGAAGAUACCUAUAAAAACUUGUGGAACAAAGGAGAAGAAACAUUAAAAGCUUUACAUUCUACAACACAAAUUACAAAGGAUGUUUUAACAGCCUUUGGAAGCAAAAAAUUUUGGACAGAUGUAAUAAGCUGGAUUCCAUCAUUGGGUACAUCUUCUGAUGAUUAUUCACAAGAAAAUAUAUCUAAUAACAAUAAUUUAAUGAAACAAGGAGUUGAUGCUUUUUAUAUAUCUGAUUUUCAAAACAUUCAUAUUAAUAAGUUUGAUCCUGAUUAUACAAGAUAUGCUAGACAAGAUCUUCCACAGAAAGUUACCAUAGCAAAAAAUGUGUUGAGAGCAAUAUUAUUAAAAGAUACUUUAGAAGAACCAGAGAUUCCACAUUUAAAUUCAGAAGUGUUAAUUGACCUUGCUCAAAUGAUGAUUUCUGAAGACUUAUAUUUCAGCUUUUCUCUAUUAUUGGCACUUGUAAAGGAAGAAGAGUCAGAAAGAUUUUUUAGCAAAUUACCCAAUACUGCAGUAGUACUACAGACUGCUUUAUAUUAUUAUGCUCUCAGAUUGUAUGUCCUCCUUUACCCUAAGGAUAUAUUGAUUAAUGUAUAUUUUUGUGAUCCAACUGAAAUUAUUAAUCAAGUGAUUGCAUACAUUACUAAGAGAAAAGAUCUGAUGCCAGAAGCCACAAAACUCUCAAAAUUAAUUCAGAAAUAUGAUAAUAUGCUUUUUGAUUUUAUUCAAGCUGAAGUACUGCAUGGAUUAGGAGGAGGAGUUGAUAUUACAAGAUUUACAACCGAUAACAUUUAUAAGAAAGAAACCAUUUUAGGAUUAGCAAUGACUGCUGAUGAUUCUGUACUGAAUGUGUCAAUUUCUCUUGCUCGUCACUAUAAUAUUCCAAUCUGGGAUGUAUAUAUGGCAAACAUAGAAUUUAUGUUUCUUGAAGAAAGUUUAUCUGUUGAUGAUAUCAAAGUCAAAAUAGAGCAUUUUGAUAUGAUGGAGGAAUUAUUAUUGAAACCAAUACUGUUUAAAGAGAAACUUCAAUCAAACAUUUAUCCUAGUAUUAAUGGAAAAGAUUUUACAAUGUUAAUUUUUUAUUAUACAUUAUUGGAAAAGUGUGGAAAUGAUAAAGAUUUUACAGGAAUCAAGCCAGACAUUCAUUUAGAGAUGUUAGAAAUAUUAGAAGAAAUAAAUCCAGAUUUAGAUUAUAAAAUGCUUAUCAAACCAAAUAGAGAUGUACUUUCCAUUCUCUAUCCUGUUCUUAAUGAAAAUAAUAUUGAAAUAUUUACCAAACUAGCAACAAAUUUAAUUGACCAGAAUGGAGAAAUGGUCAAACCUAGUUCUGUUUUAUGUAUCUGGACACAAAAGUAUUUUUUUGAAGGUGAUUCAGACAAGAAUUUACAACCAAAAACAUUUUCUGAUUGGAUAAAUCGUUACGAGGCAUGUAGCAGAUACUUCGAGCAGUUUUUUGCUUAUGAUUUUCUGGAGUUUGUUAACAAAAUAACAUUCAGUGUUUCAGCUUUUGAAAAUCUCUCCACAAGAUGUCGUAUCAAGAUUAAUGAAAAAUCAUUAAAGUACUGUAAGAAACGGAUUGAUGAAAUGGACCCAGAUGAUGAAAAAAAUAAAUGGAAAGAGAUACAUAAUGAGAUUCAAAAUAAUAUUCAGCAUCUACAGAAUAUAGAAGAUGGUGCAUUAGAUUGUUUAUUGAAUUCUGAAAAUCCUAGCCACAGGGAAUAUGUUCGUGAAUUUGAUCUUUCUCGAUCUUCAUCUUUGAAAUUGCAGUCCAUGUUACUACGUGCAGUUAUUGAAAAUCAUCCUUUGACUUUUUUACAAACAUUACUAUCAGUGUGCCUUCCUCACAUAUCGUGGGAAUUAUUGGAUAUAUAUACUGAAGGUAUUCACCUUAUUACUGAACAGCUGAGAAAUCCAGAAGUUAGCCUUCAUCCUAGUUUGGAAAAUCUUCAACCUUUAAAUGUUUUAGAAAACAUAUUGAAAAGUUUUGCAGAAAACAGUGAAGAACUCAUAGGAGAUGAGAUAGUCCUGGAAUUAUUAAGACCAUUUUGUUCAGAUACAUCUGUUCCCGUACAGAUACGAUUGAAAGUACUUCAGUUAUUAGAAAAGACUACAAAUUUAGAUAUUGAAGAUUUGGAUUUGUUGCUGCUGUUCAGAACGCAAGCUAUAGUUGCUACAGCAUGGGAAGGUAUAGAAAUAAAUGAAGAUCAAAUUUCUAAUAAUGAGAAAAGACAAGCCCUUUUUGAUCAUUUACUUAAAAUAUCAGAAAGGGCAGAUCAGUUAAAUACAUUAGCUAAUUUAUUGAAAUGCUGGCCUACUCUUCCUAAUUCAAAUUCCAAACAACCAGAAAUAAAUACUUGGGCACAGUUAAUCACCACUACUGCUAAUAAUUCUGAUUCCAUGGCUCCUGUCAUUGCUGUUAAUCUUUUAAAAGAAGCUAUGACUGAAAAUGAACUGAGUAGAGAGUGCUGCCUUUCAGUUUAUAAAUUUAUAGAACAGAGAGGAAAUUUAUUGCAAACUCUCAAAGCAAGUAUCCUUACAAAAGUGGAAGAGAUUCGAGACGCAGCAAUGAUCAUUUUAUCCCAACACUCACCUAUUACUAAUGACGAUUACGACAAUGAAUUGCUUUCACUCAUCUUGAAUAACCAUCUAGUGACUAAAGUAGUAGGAACUGAACUGUAUCAACCUUUAAUAGAAUUUCUUCUGGUGAAUGAAGAAAAUAAACCAAAUUUAGUAAAUGAAGUCAUUGCAGAUCUUAGAAAAGCAGGUUUAAUGGCUGAAGCAGGUUCACUAAUUUUGCUUGCUGAAGGAAUUCACAAUUCGUUGCAUACUUUCAGGUCAGCUCUAGGUAUAUUUGACUGGUUUAGCAAAACAAAAAAAUGAAUGCUAAACAUUGUGUCUAAUCAGUUUGUUUAUACAGUUGUAAAAAUUUCAGGUAUAAAUUAUAAAAUGUCAUUUUAUAAACAUUGAACAAUUGUUUUAUCUUUAACAGUUUACAGUGAUAUGAAUACAAAUUUUUAUUGUAGUUCAAAAAUAUCAAUAAUAGAGAGGUUGUAGCCAACUUUUUCAUCACAAAAACGUGUACGUCAGACGUUCAGCGCCAC
Centruroides sculpturatus (bark scorpion) is the source of this 8480-nucleotide messenger RNA. RefSeq names its product neuroblastoma-amplified sequence-like. The transcript is spliced from 68 exons. The coding region runs from base 121 to 8259 and encodes 2712 amino acids. Gene Ontology annotation, molecular function: SNARE binding. Gene Ontology annotation, cellular component: Dsl1/NZR complex; endoplasmic reticulum membrane. Gene Ontology annotation, biological process: retrograde vesicle-mediated transport, Golgi to endoplasmic reticulum. NCBI's taxonomy places the organism in Eukaryota, Metazoa, Arthropoda, Arachnida, Scorpiones, Buthidae. The record is from RefSeq and is a predicted model, not a curated record.